UGACUGCAGCAAGGCACAGUCGCGUCAGGAUGCGUGCGGGUCAGAGCCAAGCACGAAGUUCUUAAAGACAAAAAAAAAAGGAAGGAUGCAGAGCUUGUGGGGCGAGUUGGGCGACAUAAUUGAAAUAAAAUAGUUAAAUACAAGAAUGAGAAAGACAAACGAUGAUGGAGACCAUUACUGCGCUGGGUAGAUUUUAGGUUUGGCGCGCGCUGGGGAAUUCAUUCCUUUGGAAAGGCGAUGUCUGAUGGGCGAAUAUACACCUGGAUUUCUCUGGAAUACAAACCAACAGAAAGGGUUUUCCUCGGGAGAGGGCGUAUGUGUAUGAAGGAGACUAAUACAAGUAAAGAGAAAAGUUAGUUAAGAGACUGCUAUUAAUUUGAUUAUGACAAGUUUUGAACAUAUUUUUACGCGUAGGAACCUUGGGAAAUAGUCACAUGUGAAUCCGUCAGUAAUCUGUUAUUAUUCGAAGUGCUUCCGAAACCAAUCAGAGAGAAACAGAGACAUGUAUCUGGGUAAAACUCUUCUGUUUGUCCUACUCUUAAACUGCGCCACCACGAGCCUAUCUUUCUCAACAUGCGCUACCGUAGAUAUAGACCAUGUGAAGCGGAAAAGGGUCGAGGCGAUACGGGGACAGAUACUGAGUAAGCUCCGGACGACCAGCCCGCCACACUCCCUGGGACCCAGUCAGGUCCCCUACCAGAUCCAGGCCUUGUAUAACAGUACCCGGGAGCUGCUUGAGGAGUUGGGGAGAGACCGGCAGCAAAGUUGCGGCCAAGACAACACGGAGACCGAAUAUUAUGCCAAAGAGAUAUACAAGUUCAACAUGGUCCAAGGGCCGCCUGACAACAAUGACCUUCCAUACUGUCCUAAAGGAAUCACUUCCAAAGUGUUCCGUUUCAACAUCUCAGUGAUGGAGAGGAAUUCCACCAACCUGUUCCGAGCCGAGUUCCGAGCUCUGAGGGUUCCAAACUCUGCUGCCAAUAGGAACGAACAGAGGGUGGAGCUCUACCAGAUCCUGAGGCCAGACGAGCACAUAGCUAAACAACGCUACAUUGGAGCCAAGAACGUGCUGACCAAGGGAACGCCCGAAUGGGUCUCCUUCGAUGUGACAGAGACGGUACAGGAGUGGCUGAUGUACAGAGAGACCAACCUGGGUCUGGAGAUCAGCGUACACUGCCCGUGCCACACCUUCAACCCCAACGGUGACAUCAUCGACAAUGUGAACGAGGUGCUGGAGGUCAAGUUCAAAGGGGUAGAAGGGGAGUAUGAGGAGCAGGGUCGUUGGGACCUGGGCAGGUUGAAGAAACAGAAGGAGCGGUCCCUGCCUCAUCUCAUCCUCAUGAUGAUCCCUCCUCACCGUCUGGACCCACAGCCACGUAGACACAAACGGGCCCUGGACACCAACUACUGCUUCUCCACUGUUGAGGAGAACUGCUGUGUUCGUCGUCUCUACAUCGACUUCCGUCGGGACCUGGACUGGAAGUGGAUCCACGAGCCUAAAGGAUACUUCGCUAACUACUGCUCUGGACCCUGCCCUUACCUGAGGAGCUCCGAUACCACGCACACACAGCUGCUGAGCCUGUAUAACACUCUGAACCCAGAGGCUUCAGCCUCUCCCUGCUGCGUUCCCCAGGACCUGGAGCCUCUUACCAUUCUCUACUACUCUGGACGUACCCCUAAAGUAGAGCAGCUAUCCAACAUGAUCGUCAAAUCCUGCAAAUGCAGCUGAAGAGGUUCGGGAGUAGGCCCGAAGCAGGGGAGUAGGGUGGUGGGGUUGUCCCACGGAAGGUGACCUGUAUUGGGGCACUAGAGCCAGCCAGCCUGCCUAGCUGUAGAAGACUACCACCAUCCAUGUUAUUUUGUAUUCGGACUAUGUUGCCUGCCACGUGGCUCUUAACACCACUUGAACUGAAGGACCCUAUCCUCGUGUGAGGAGGACAUAGUAUGUCAGACUUUGCGAUUCUAACUUCUAAUCUUCAUCAUCGUUAUUUUUUUAGAGAGAGAGAGAGACGCCAAAUAGUUUCAUUUUGCCAUGUUUAACAAACUGGGUUUCCUUCACCUUCCUACAAACAGUGGGCAUUAUUCAUAACACACAAAGGAGAAAGGACAGACUAGCUGCCGUAUCCAAAGACAGGCAGAGGGGAAGGAGAAAGGACUAUGAGACGGAGAGAGAAGAGAGAGAGAGAGAGAGAGAGAGAGGAGAGAGAGAGAGAGAGAGAGAGAGAGAGAGAGAGAGAGAGAGAGAGAGAGAGUAGAGAGAGAAUGCCUGCAGGAUUUGCAAUGGAAAGUAAAGUGAGCAGAAGAGAUAGAAGCCAAGAUUAUUAUUUUUUUUAUUAUUAUUUUUUUGUCCAACCAAAAAAGCAGCGACCAUUUUUUUGUUUGUUGUCGUCUUCGAAUGCAAACGGAGCGGAGGGAGGAAGGACCUUUACAGAAAGAAGAGAAAUAUGUUAUUCUGUGGCUACUAGCCAUUUAGCACUCUUCCAAAACACCCACCGCGGCUCCCUUUGAAGACUUUCUUGACAUGUUUGAAUUAAAAAAGAAAUAAAUACAUCGGACCCAAACACAAUGUGCUGGAAAAUAAUAUUCAUCUGUAAAACUCCUUAUGUACAAAUGUUUCUUCUUCUUCUUCUUCUUCUUCUUCUUCUUCUUCUUCUUGAAAUUGGCAGAUGUUCUCUGUUAUGCAGCGUGUUGUCAUACGGUGAUUGAUUGAUUGUUGCUGUAUCUGUCUAAUCCCUUUGAUAUUAAACUGUUAAACUCGUCA
Messenger RNA from Oncorhynchus mykiss (rainbow trout), 2761 nucleotides. RefSeq names its product transforming growth factor beta-3 proprotein. Gene Ontology annotation, biological process: transforming growth factor beta receptor signaling pathway; regulation of cell population proliferation. Gene Ontology annotation, molecular function: cytokine activity; growth factor activity; transforming growth factor beta receptor binding. The record is from RefSeq and is a predicted model, not a curated record. Lineage: Eukaryota; Metazoa; Chordata; Actinopteri; Salmoniformes; Salmonidae. Gene Ontology annotation, cellular component: extracellular region.